AUGUCUAGCCAACCCCUUCUCCAAACUGCGCCUGGAAAACGCAUCGCGCUCCCCACCCGCGUAGAACCCAAAGUAUUCUUUGCGAACGAGCGCACUUUUCUCUCCUGGCUAAACUUCACCGUCAUCCUCGGCGCUCUCGCCGUCGGCAUGCUCAACUUUGGCGAUCGUCCUGCCUUCAUCUCCGCAUCGAUUUUCACCGUUAUCUCCAUGUUGACCAUGGCAUACGCAUUAUAUACGUAUCACUGGCGCGCGAAGAGUAUUAGGUUGAGGGGACAGGGAGGAUUUGAUGAUCGGGGAGUAAGAGGGAUGUUAUGGGGUUGGAAUUUGAAGGGGGUGAAUCAUGGAGAUGAUGGAGGAAGAGGUGGGUGGAAAGGAGAGGGAUGA
Molecule: messenger RNA, 384 nt
Organism: Sclerotinia sclerotiorum 1980 UF-70
Lineage: Eukaryota; Fungi; Ascomycota; Leotiomycetes; Helotiales; Sclerotiniaceae
Exons: 3
Coding region: 1-384 (127 amino acids)
Cellular component (GO): vacuolar transporter chaperone complex; fungal-type vacuole membrane
Source: RefSeq, a predicted model, not a curated record